ACGGUCGUCACCGCGGGAGCCUGGAAUUCUGAAACAAACGCAUUCCGACCACUUGGCUUGUAACUGGUCGCAGUGAAAGCCGGUGUCCCCCAGAGCCCGACCCAGUGUUUUCGCUUACUCAUCAGCAAAACGUGUCACUGUACCGAAACACUCUCCUAAUCGCACUCCAAUGCGUGAUCCAAAGAUGGAAGAAAUAACGUACGAAAGUGUGGAGGAAAACUGUCAAGAUUUUCUCGACGCACUACUUGCCGACCUUCAGAACACGGUUCCCGGCCACAAUCAGCAGCAGCAGCAUGGCGGUGGUGGAGGCGGUUCAUCUGUUCCCGGAUAUGGUAGUCUGAAUGGGGUCCGGAACAAGCAACAGACCAGUCCCAUUCCGCAAACAUAUCAAAACACAUCAUCCAAAACGGUGACUGAAACGCGCGCCACAAACGGUUACAAUGGCUCGCUACCUAGGUCGACGACACCGCACAACUCCUUGCCACGAUCAAGCACACCGCAGAAGUUGCAAACCUCCGCUUCCGGCAACCUUUCCGAACUGGACUCACUGCUGCAGGAUUUGAGCAGCGCUCGAUACGGCAAUGUCGUCGAAAAACAACCCAACAACGCCAUCGUCACUAGUCCAUCUCCGUAUGCCAUUAAUGAUAGCAUUAAGCGACCAUCGGUAGACAGCUUGCUGGAGGAGCUAAGCAAUGCGCACUCAAACCCAAUCUAUGCGGUUCCCCACGGGAAUCAAAAUGUAAACCAACCGGGUCGGCAAGUCACGAUAACGGUUCGUGAAACGACCACAGAAAAGCUUACCGGGACACCAAGUGCUCAGUAUCAAAAUCAGAUGUACCAACAACAGCUGGCCCAGAACGAAUCGCACACUUCGUCGGCCACGAAGGAAUUGGAUGAUCUGAUGGCGUCACUGUCGGAUUUCAAGAUCAGUGCCGGGACGUCGCAUCAGCACCAGUCGGUGACGGAUUACGCGAAGCCAAACCAGGGCACCUCGCACUACCAGAGUACGCUGACGACGGUUUCGACCACCGAACAUUUGCCACCGUCGUCCGAUCAGCUCGAUUCUAUGCUCGGCAAUCUGACCGCCGAUAUGAGCCGCCAGGGUGUGAACACAACGCAGAAGGGAUGCUGCAAUGCCUGUGACAAACCGAUCGUCGGGCAGGUGAUAACGGCACUCGGUAAAACGUGGCAUCCGGAGCACUUUACCUGCAGCCACUGCAACCAGGAGCUCGGCACGCGGAACUUCUUCGAGCGCGACGGUAACCCGUACUGUGAGCCGGACUAUCACAAUCUGUUCAGCCCGCGGUGCGCGUACUGCAACGGACCGAUCCUGGAUAAAUGUGUUACAGCGCUGGAGAAAACGUGGCACACGGAACACUUCUUCUGUGCCCAGUGCGGUCAACAGUUCGGCGAGGAUGGAUUCCACGAGCGCGACGGUAAACCGUACUGCCGCAACGACUACUUCGACAUGUUCGCCCCGAAGUGUAACGGUUGCAACCGGGCCAUCAUGGAGAAUUACAUCUCCGCGCUGAACAGCCAAUGGCAUCCAGAUUGUUUCGUCUGUCGGGAUUGCCGCGAACCGUUCCACGGUGGUUCGUUCUUCGACCAUGAGGGCUUACCGUACUGCGAGACGCACUAUCACGCUAAAAGGGGAUCGCUGUGUGCCGGUUGCUCGAAACCCAUCACCGGCCGGUGCAUUACGGCGAUGUUUAAGAAAUUCCACCCGGAGCAUUUCGUGUGCGCCUUCUGCCUGAAGCAGCUGAACAAGGGCACCUUUAAGGAGCAGAACGAUAAGCCCUACUGUCAUCAGUGUUUCGAUAAGUUAUUCGGUUAAGCUUAAGUACUGGAAUAGGGGAAUGCAGUUGCUACUGCUGUCCCCCAUAUGACAAGGACAAGUGCACAAAUAUCUUCCCUUCUGUGCGUAUAUUUUACGUCUUUACAAUUCAACUGUCUUCCGAAAGUAGUGCGUUUUUUUUUCUUCUUUCACACGGCAUCGCUAUCGUUCACAUUUUGCUAUAACGUAACAAAACAAAAUUCAAACGCUGGAGCUAGUUUCGGUUAAAUCUGUUUAUAUUGUUUUAAAAUUAUAACUCAUAUUUCCCCGCUGUUUGGAACAAACACAUGCGUACUUCUCUAUAAAAAAAAUUAAAAACGAUUCAGUAGCGCUUUAGUGCGGCGUCAAUUAAUAUUAAUCAGAAUACGGUAAACAGUAGCGCGUAAUGGUGACACUACUCCCUUAUACUCACGGCUCACGGUAACAAUGUGUGCGGUGGUGGCCCACCUUUAGAUGAAUUGAGAUAUGUUUUGUUAUUGAUGAAGCUGACACAACAAGAUAAAACAAAAACAUAUGUGUGUUGAAGUUUACUAACUAACCACAAAAAAUGAUAAUUAUGCAUUCAUAUGUAACCGGGUUUGUUCUCCGUUUCUUUAUUUUUAUUAUAACAAGCAAGGCUGCAAAUCGAAUAGAAUAUUGUUGUACGGUGGUACAAUCGUGCAUGCCAAUUCGUCCCUUAAACGGCACACCCGUACCGUAUACAUUAAAAUAUUUAAACGAAAAACCUAACCGGCAACACACACAACAAAAAAUAACGUAAGUGUAACAAAACAGGUUUUCUAAAAAGCUAGCAAACUAAGCAAGCCUGGAACACUGUUUGGGGUGUAAUUUUAGGUCCUCCUUCCUAACCACGGUUGCAAAACAUCCCGUAUCGGCCGCAUUUGCCGUUUCUUAGUUUGUCUGUUGAAACAGUUUCCUAACUCUUUCUAUCGUUACAAAACUAGCAUUGCCAAUUCCAAGAAGUAAAAUAGUCAACGUUCUAAUGAUACAACAUUUUAGCGGCAGACGCGAGCGAUAACACACGCGAUACACAACACUUGCAAAACGCUUGCCAUUCAAACCAUUUUUCAUCGGUCUCGGAAGGGAGUGGAUCGAUGGUGUAUUGAGUAGAAAAGAGAAAGAACGUAUUCGUUUGAACUAAAAAAAUCCAUAAAAUCAUUGUAACAUGUGAAUAAAACAUUGAACUAUUUGUUCAAUAUACGUGGAUGUGGUGUAUCUAUGGCGGUCAGUUCUGGUCAGUUCCGAAAAUUUCCUUGCAUGUACUUCUUCAUGUGAGACUUCCUAGUGCAAAACAUCAGUUAGCUAGAUAACUCGUAGUCCGUACACAUGUGUAGUGUCAAUAAAAUACAUUUGUUU
Messenger RNA from Anopheles moucheti, 3190 nucleotides. RefSeq names its product leupaxin (gene Pax). Lineage: Eukaryota; Metazoa; Arthropoda; Insecta; Diptera; Culicidae. Bases 170 to 1834 code for a protein of 554 amino acids. The record is from RefSeq and is a predicted model, not a curated record. Gene Ontology annotation, molecular function: transcription coregulator activity. Gene Ontology annotation, cellular component: nucleus; Z disc. The transcript is spliced from 9 exons.